CAAAUUAGGCCCAUAAGAACUAGCCGUUACAAAGAGCGUCCAGAGCUCAACGUUCCUUUUCUUCCCUUCCCCAUGUAUUCCGCUUCUCUUCAAUGCUUCAACAACAAUUGACUCAUCACAAAGAUCCAACGUAACGCCUCUCUCUCUCUCCUCUCACUCUCUAACCCACUUUCCGGCGACUUACGAUGGAUUUGAGUGGCAAGAAUGCCGGAGCAGUGACACCUGCGAAAAACCCACAACCCAAUGGAUCGAAGAUUUCAGAAAUCUCAAAAGAUUCUGAGAAUUCAAAUCCCAAUCUCACAAGCCCUAGUAUGAAAGUUUCGAAUUCACCAGCAAUUAAAUCUGCUUCAAAGACCCAGAAAUCGGCCUCCAAAAACCCUAACCCAAUCGUUUCACCGCCGCAGUAUCGGAACAAGAUUCGCGAAAGAAAGUUCGUGGUCGCGAAAAGGAACUCCAAGAAAGAGAGAGAAAACUCGUCCAAUGUCUCAUGUAAGUGCAAAGACAAGGCUGGUUAUGCUUCUCACAAGUGCCUCUGUGUUGCUUAUGAGAAUCUCAGGGCUUCUCAGGAAGAGUUCUUCAAGAAUCGGAACAGUAUUAUAGAGCAUCAAUAUGAUUCGGAGCAGUUGAAGAAUAGAGAGAAUGAGGAAGAUAAUAGAUCUGUGAUUGAAACCCUAGAAAUUGAAAAUAGGUAUGAAUUGAAAACAGAGGAAAUUGAAGCGAAUGGUAGUGAUGAUGACCCAGAUGAGAUCGAGCAAUCGGGCGAAAUGGGUAGUUCGAAUAUCAAGAGAAGGAGAGACAAAUUGUUGGAAGAAGCAAGAGAGAGUGUGCCUGAACCUGGGUCUGGAAGAGUGAUGCAUUUGGUCAAGGCCUUUGAGAAGCUUCUUACGAUACCGAAGGAGUCAGAUCAGACAGAUGAGAAACAAUCAGAAGAUGUUGGUGAUGAUGAUGAUGAUAAGAAGGGGAUGAAAUGGGCCUUGCCAGGACUGCAACAACCUAAGGUGCCCGAAACACAGGUCUCUUCUUCUUCGUUCUGUCCAUCGGAUUUUUUCGUGACAUCAGAGAGUUUAGGUUUGGAUUCGCGUGUUUCGUCUUCAUUAGAUAGCAGCCAUGGAAGCUUCACUAUUUCAAACAGGACUUCUGGUGGUGGUCACAGAAGCCGACGAAAUAGUUCUGAAUCAUCUGGGACCUUUGGUGGAAGUCGUUGGAAGAAGCAGCAGCUCAAAGCAACCCACCAAAAACCCUUCAAGCUUCGAACAGAGCAAAGGGGAAGAUACAAGGAGGAAGAAUUCGUCAAGAAAUUACAGCAAAUGAUGAUGGAGGAGGAAAAACAACGGAUACCAAUUGCACAAGGUCUCCCAUGGACAACAGAUGAGCCAGAGUGCUUAGUAAAACCUGCCGUCAAAGAAAUCACAAGGCCGGUUGAUUUGGUGCUGCAUAGCGAUGUGAGGGCUGUGGAGCGUGCUGAAUUUGACCAACAGGUGGCUGAGAAGAUGAGCCUUAUUGAACAGUACAGGGAGGAAAGGGAAAGACAGCAAAAGUUAGCAGAAGAAGAGGAAAUCAGGAGACUACGAAAGGAGCUCAUUCCAAGAGCUCAACCUAUGCCCUAUUUCGACAGGCCUUUCAUCCCGAGAAGGUCGAUGAAGCAUUGCACCAUACCCAGAGAGCCAAAGUUCCAUUUACCACCACAACACAAGAAGAUCAAGUGUGGCAUGUGUUGGGAUGAUAUGUUCACACACCAACAAUGAAAUGCAGAGAAGGAAGACAAAAUUAAAAAAUUUCGUAAUUUUUUUGUUGUCAAUUGCCAAUAAUGUUGAACUUUUUUUUCUUCUUUAUA
This is a messenger RNA of Camellia sinensis, 1834 nucleotides long. The record is from RefSeq and is a predicted model, not a curated record. NCBI's taxonomy places the organism in Eukaryota, Viridiplantae, Streptophyta, Magnoliopsida, Ericales, Theaceae.